Messenger RNA from Brachypodium distachyon (stiff brome), 1730 nucleotides. RefSeq names its product actin-3. The record is from RefSeq and is a predicted model, not a curated record. The transcript has 5 exons. The coding region runs from base 145 to 1278 and encodes 377 amino acids. NCBI's taxonomy places the organism in Eukaryota, Viridiplantae, Streptophyta, Magnoliopsida, Poales, Poaceae.
GAAGAGGUGUAUUUAACACGACGCAGCCGUCAGCCAGAGCAAAACGCUGGCAGGCAGCAGGAACUCGUCUUCUCCAGUCUCCACCACCAUUCCCCCCCUCUCUCUCGCCGGUCUCCGCCGCCGCCGCCUCGCUCGCCAAGACUAAUGGCUGACGGUGAGGAUAUCCAGCCACUUGUAUGUGAUAAUGGCACUGGAAUGGUCAAGGCUGGUUUUGCUGGCGAUGAUGCCCCAAGAGCAGUUUUCCCCAGCAUAGUUGGCCGCCCUCGUCACACAGGUGUCAUGGUUGGGAUGGGCCAAAAAGAUGCCUAUGUGGGUGAUGAAGCACAGUCAAAAAGGGGUAUCUUGACCUUGAAAUACCCUAUUGAGCAUGGUAUUGUAAGCAAUUGGGAUGACAUGGAAAAAAUCUGGCAUCACACAUUCUACAAUGAACUGCGUGUUGCUCCUGAAGAGCAUCCAGUUUUGCUGACGGAAGCUCCUCUAAACCCAAAGGCAAACAGAGAGAAGAUGACCCAAAUCAUGUUCGAGACAUUCAAUGCACCCGCGAUGUAUGUGGCUAUUCAAGCUGUUCUUUCUCUUUAUGCCAGUGGUCGUACGACAGGUAUUGUGCUUGAUUCUGGAGAUGGUGUGAGCCACACUGUGCCAAUCUAUGAGGGAUAUGCACUUCCUCAUGCUAUUCUCCGGCUGGAUCUUGCUGGUCGUGAUCUGACUGACUCCCUAAUGAAGAUCCUUACAGAGAGGGGUUACUCUUUCACUACAACUGCAGAGCGGGAAAUAGUAAGAGAUAUAAAGGAGAAGCUUGCCUAUGUUGCCCUUGAUUAUGAGCAGGAGCUGGAGACUGCCAAAAGCAGCUCCACUGUCGAGAAGAGCUACGAGUUGCCAGAUGGGCAGGUCAUCACAAUUGGCGCCGAGAGGUUCAGAUGCCCAGAAGUGCUAUUCCAGCCCUCACUGAUUGGUAUGGAGGCUCCUGGUAUCCAUGAAACCACCUACAACUCUAUCAUGAAGUGUGAUGUCGAUAUCAGGAAGGAUCUCUACGGAAACAUUGUGCUUAGUGGAGGAACGACCAUGUUCCCUGGCAUUGCUGACAGGAUGAGCAAGGAGAUUACCGCCCUUGCGCCGAGCAGCAUGAAGAUCAAGGUCGUGGCUCCUCCCGAGAGGAAAUACAGUGUCUGGAUCGGUGGUUCCAUCCUUGCCUCCCUCAGCACUUUCCAACAGAUGUGGAUAUCCAAGGGAGAGUAUGAUGAAUCCGGCCCUGCGAUUGUCCACCGCAAAUGCUUCUAAGCCUUGCAUCAUGUCUUGUUUCGCCGUAUUCCCUGUCAUUGUGAGCUUUUGUGUGCUUGGGUGUGUCCCCAUGAAGUAUUCUCUCCGAGUUUCUGCCACCGUUUUUGCAGAACGUCACUAGGUAUUACUGGACGAGGAAAAGGAGGUCGAAGUGCACCCUUCGUGUGAGAUGUCCUGCAUUAGUGAUUCAGAUUCCGUUUGUUCUAGUCGGGCAUAAUGUUGAUAUUAGUCGGAUGUGUGGAGGACUCUUAUCGGUUUGGCAUUGGCUGUUCUAUGAAUUUGGAGCAUUAGCUAUGUAUGUAUAAUCUUUUCUUAAAUGUUGGUUGUAUGGCUGUUUCUCAAGUGGAGGUUAAUGACGUGGAAAAUUUGACCUUGCAAUGGUUAGAACAUACCAUUCGUUUUGCUACACCUGAUCUAAAUCAUUUCCCUUCAAGAGUGAAGUUCAUAAACAA